Molecule: messenger RNA, 1377 nt
Organism: Adelges cooleyi (spruce gall adelgid)
Lineage: Eukaryota; Metazoa; Arthropoda; Insecta; Hemiptera; Adelgidae
Product: zinc finger protein 888-like
Exons: 3
Coding region: 311-1183 (290 amino acids)
Biological process (GO): regulation of transcription by RNA polymerase II
Cellular component (GO): nucleus
Molecular function (GO): DNA-binding transcription factor activity, RNA polymerase II-specific; RNA polymerase II cis-regulatory region sequence-specific DNA binding
Source: RefSeq, a predicted model, not a curated record
AUUUACCACUGAAAAAUUGAGUUUUGAAGCGGUAUAAUAUAUUAAAAAUUAAACCUGAAAAUGACGAUGCAGAAGAAUGCUCCUUUGAAAAAUCUAAACCGUUAGAUGUGCUGUUCAUAAACAAUUCAAUUUCUACAACAGAGGAGAAUUUGGUAAAGAAUGAAGUCGACAAUACUUAUGGUAUUAAUUUUCCGUGUAAAGCGACCGAUACCUCAAACAAUACAAAAACCAUGGAUUGCAGUUUGAACAAAACUAUAGAAAACGAUUCUGAGAAAAACAUACACAAAUUACGUCGGUUCGACUGCAAUAUAUGUCAAAGGAGUUUAUAACCAAAAGUAAUAUAAUCCGGCAUAUUGCGAAAUCACAUUCUAGUACUUCCAUUGAAAAGAAAGCACCUCAAAAAAAUAAAGUCAAUCAUCGUAACAGCAGAAUCAAAAAGUAUACUCAAAACAAAUAUGGUCUAUUUAAUUGUGGUAUUUGUGUGAAAACUUUUUCAUCAAAAUCAAACCUGAGAAGACACUGGCGCAUACAUACUGGCGAGAAACCCUAUAAAUGCGAUGACUGUAUAAAAAGAUUUGGUCAGAUAUCUCACCUCAAGAUUCAUGAACGCAUACAUACUGGUGAGAAACCUUAUAAAUGCGUUGUCUGUGAAAAAACCUCCAUUCAAUAUUCUGAUCUCAAGAGACAUGCACGUGUACAUACCGAUGAGAAACCAUAUAAAUGCGUUGUCUGUGAAAAAACAUUCAAACGACAAAUUCAUCUCAAGUACCAUGCACGUAUUCAUACCGGCGAGAAUCCGUUUAAAUGCGAUGUCUGUAAAAAAACGUUUGGUAGACAACAUCACCUCAAAGCUCAUGAACGCAUACAUACUGGUGAAAAACCGUUUAAAUGCGAUGUCUGUGAAAAAACCUUCAUUCAACAUUCUGAUCUCAAGAGACAUACACGUAUACAUAAUGGCGAGAAACCUUUUAAAUGCGAUAUCUGUAAAAAAACAUUUGUUCUACAAUAUCACCUCAAAGCUCAUGAACGCAUACACACCGGAGAGAAACCCUUUAAUGCGAUGUCUGUGAAAAAUGUUUUAAUAGACAAUGUAACCUCAAAACUCAUAAAAGAACACACACCGGAGAAAAACCUUUCAAAUGCAAUGUCUGUGAAAAAACAUUUGGUAGACAAGCUCACCUAAAAACUCAUGAACGCAUACACACCGGAGUUAAACCUUUUAAAUGCAAUUGCUGUGAAAAAACAUUUGGUGUCCAGUCUUCACUCAACACUCAUGAAAGAACACAUACCGGCGAGAAACCAUUUAAAUGCGUUGUCUGUGGAAAACCGUUCAUUCAACAAUAUCACCUUAAGAGACAUGCACGUAUACAUAUUGGU